GCCGCGCACGCUCGCAGACGCAGUCGGAGCAGCCGCUGCAGCUUGGGGUCAGGAUGGGACACAUACCUCGCUCCACCGGCGCUUCUACCGAGGAGGACCGUGAGGGUGAGGCCGUGGCCGCAUCGGCGGCGGCGGAUGACGGGUCCGCGCCGGACGCGGAUGAUCCGGAGCUGCAGAUGAAGAAGAGGCGGAGGAAGAAGAAGCGGAGGCGGAGGGCGCCCACCGAGGAGGAGGUGGCGGCGCGGAGGUUCGUGCUCCGAUGGGCCUGCCCUGGUCGUGAGGUGGUAGGCGACGACGAGGAGGCUGGGAGGGUGCGGCCGCGACGGCCCCGCGUGGCGGUAGAGCUGCACGCGCACUCGGCGCGCAGCGACGGCUCGCUCUCGCCCGCCGAGCUCGUGGAGCGCGCGCACCGCAAUGGGGUGAAAGUGCUCGCGCUGACUGAUCACGACACGAUGGCCGGCAUCCCGGAGGCCAUGGAAGCGGCAAAGGAAUACCCCAUCAGGAUCAUCCCUGGCGUCGAGAUAAGCGCCGUGCACUCGCCUACUGACGGAACAGGGGCCGAGGAACCUGUGCACAUUCUUGCGUACUAUGGUAGUUGGGGCCCUGCAAAACCUCAAGAAUUGGAGAGGUUUCUAGCUGGUAUCAGGGAAGGCCGUUAUGCGCGCGCAAACCAGAUGUUACUGAAACUCCGGGACCUUGACAUGCCAAUGAAGCUGGAAGAUGUGUGCAGGAUAGCUGGGAAUGGAGUGGCUCCAGGCCGGUUGCAUGUGGCCCGUGCCAUGGUUGAAUCUGGAUAUGUGGAGAAUCUCAGGCAGGCUUUUAGCAGGUACUUGUACGAUGGAGGACCUGCUUAUGCCACGGGUAGUGAGCCGACCGGAGAAUCUGUGGUGCAUCUAGUUCGUCGAACAGGGGGCGUCGCAGUUUUAGCUCACCCGUGGGCACUGAAAAAUCCUGCAGCUGUGAUAAAGGAUUUGAAAGCUGCUGGCUUGCAUGGUGUUGAGGUCUAUCGAAGCGACGGGAAAGUAUCUGGAUUAAGCGGUCUGGCAGAUGCGUAUGAGCUUCUGAAGCUUGGUGGAUCAGACUUCCAUGGACGAGAUGACAAGGAGGAACCUGAUGUGGGAAGUGUUGAUCUUCCAGUCUUGGCUGUAUCUAAAUUUCUAGAGGUAGCUCAGCCAAUCUGGCAUAAUGGAAUCAAGGAAAUUUUUGCAAGUACCACUGAAAGGAUGACUAACUUGAAUGGCUCGAAGGGAUUUCGACGGGUUAGCUCUGCAGGAGAUUUCUGCAUUCUGCGCCUUUCUUCUCCAGACAUGGAGGUAACAGAUGCUCCUGAAGUUGAGCUCCUCCGAACAGAAGUCGCAGGCAUUGUCCUCAGUAACAGAGAACAGCAAGCCACUCAUUAAUCAAUGAUCAAAUGUCUCCUGCUUCCACUGGUCUGUUCUCGAUGAUCUGGUACUAUCGUGCGGAAGUAACAUGGUUAGACUAGAUGACUGUGUUGCAGUCUUGCAGAUGCGACAUGGUAAGGAUCCUAUUUUAUUCCAUCCAGGGUUCGAAAAUGCAUCGGUUAUCGAGCAAUUAUCACGGUUACCGAGCUU
This is a messenger RNA of Phragmites australis (common reed), 1592 nucleotides long. RefSeq lists its product as uncharacterized. The record is from RefSeq and is a predicted model, not a curated record. The transcript has 5 exons. Gene Ontology annotation, molecular function: 5'-3' RNA exonuclease activity; 5'-3' DNA exonuclease activity. Bases 54 to 1400 code for a protein of 448 amino acids. NCBI's taxonomy places the organism in Eukaryota, Viridiplantae, Streptophyta, Magnoliopsida, Poales, Poaceae.